CUUGAUUUACGAUGUCUUGUGAGAUUCUUGUCAGCCUGUUGCUUCUUCUCGUUGGUGCAUCGUCUGGAUCAAAUGCGACUCGUUCGUUUACUAUUGAUUAUGACAAUGACCGGUUUGUGAGAGAUGGCAAACCAUUUCGUUACGUCUCUGGAAGUUUCCACUAUUUUCGCGUGCCAAGCGCCUACUGGAAAGACAGGCUGUUGAAGAUGCGCGCAGCCGGACUCAACGCAGUUCAGACGUAUGUUGCAUGGAAUGUUCAUGAAGAAGACGAAGGAAAGUUCAACUUUGCUGGCAAUGCAGACCUGGAGGAGUUUCUACGGUUGUCAAAUGAAGUUGGACUUGUUGUUAUUUUAAGAGCUGGGCCAUAUAUUUGUGGUGAGUGGGAAUCGGGUGGUUUUCCUGGGUGGUUGAGUAAGAAUCCUCACAUCAAACUUAGAUCAUCAGACCCAAAUUACUUGUCUGCUGUUGAUACUUACAUGGCUCAAUUGUUACCACGAGUGAGACCUCUUCUGUAUGAAAAUGGAGGACCAGUCAUAAUGGUUCAGGUUGAGAAUGAGUAUGGCAGUUUUCCAACUUGUGACAAGAAAUACUUGGAACAUCUUGAGCAGUUGUUUAGAGGUUACUUAGGUUCCAGUGCUAUUCUCUUUACAACAGAUGGUCCUAGUACGGGACUACUGAGAUGUGGAACUCUUGAUAGUCUCUUUUCAACUGUUGAUUUUGGACCAGGAACUAAUGUUAAUUCUGCAUUUAAUGCAAUGCGUCUAUAUCAACAACAUGGCCCUCUGGUGAAUUCAGAGUAUUAUACUGGCUGGUUGGAUCAUUGGGGUGGUAGCCAUGCACACAGGUCUGAUGAAUCUGUAGCUGCAACUCUAGACGAAAUCUUACAUGUUGGCGCUUCAGUAAACAUGUACAUGUUUGAAGGUGGAACAAACUUUGCCUUCAUGAAUGGAGCUAAUUAUGGUGGACACAAGACGGCUUCUCAACCAACAAGUUAUGACUAUAAUGCUCCUUUGUCAGAAGCUGGUGAUCCCAGAUCUAAACUGACAGCAAUACGAAAUGUAAUUAGCAAGUAUUACAAUGUUUCUGGGCCAGUACCACCAGCUUUGCCAAAGUUUGCAUAUGGGGAUGUAAAGUUUACUCAGGCUGUGUAUUUGCUUGAUGCUUUGGAUCAGUUAACUCCUGGUGGACCUGUUACUUCUUAUUAUCCUCUCACAAUGGAACAACUCGGACAGAACUAUGGGUUUGUGCUAUAUCGUGGAAUCACUCACGAAUCAAUUUCCCAACCAGCUGAUGAGAUUGUGGUUGAGCUCAGUUACCUUCAUGAUCGUGCGACAGUAUUGCUUAAUAGGGAGCAUGUUGUGACUGUUGAAGGAAUGAUUGAUGAACCUGUUUCAUUUGAUGUUUACUUUGGGCACAAGACGUUGGAUUUCUUAGUGGAAAACACAGGACGAAUUAACUAUGGAGCUCUUAUUGGAGACAGAAAAGGUAUUGUAGGAAAUGUUACAUAUGAAGUUAAGACUAUGACAAAUUGGUCAAUGUGGUCAAUUCCUCUGAAAAAUGUCAGUGAAUUGCCUCUUGUUCCUCUUACCAGCCCUACAAUGGAGAUUCCAAAGUUCUUCCAGGGAACAUUUCAAGUGCCAGCCAAUAUGACACCUGAAGACACCUUCUUGUCUCUUCAUGGAUGGAAUAAAGGACAGGCCUUUAUCAAUGAUUUCAAUCUAGGUCGUUACUGGCCUGUUGCUGGUCCACAGAAGACACUGUAUGUUCCUGCUACUGUUUUGAAGCCUCAUCCACAGCUCAACGUUUUGGUUAUACUUGAAUUAAUUGAGUCACCUUGUGGAAAUGAUUUGAGCCAGUGCAAGGCUACCUUGGUCGAUACUCCAGAUAUAGGUGCUACUCCAUCCAAGAGUCAUUUCUCAUCAAAAAGCCCAAGUCACAUUCCAACCCAACAGCAUUCAACCCAACAUCAUUCAACCCAACACCAUUCAACCCAACAUCAUUCAACCCAACACCAUUCAACCCAGCAACCAGAGACGACAGUCGUCUGUGAGUCAAACGAGUGUUCUCACAAAAAUCAUGUUGGUGCUAUUGCUGGAGUUUCUGUGGCAGCUGUGGCUGUAGCUGCCAUUGUUGUUGCAACGAUUGUGAUUUGUUUGCAAAAACGCAAAGCUUCAUUUCGGUCAUACAGGAACGUAAACUCUGGGGAUAUAGUCUGUGAUGAGGAUUGAAGAUUUGUUAGUGCUAUCUAUAGCAGUGGUAUGUACGUAUACAAUAAUUGUAGACGGAAAUUAUAUGCUCAAUACUUUUGCAUCAAGUAUAUGAGUGUAUGAUUAGUACAGUACGGUAGAUGAUCAAUGACUAUAAGCUAGAUACUGUAGUUUAUUAUGCAGGUUAACAUUAUGCAGGUUAGCUAGAAUGGUCAAUUAUAAGCUUCGACUAGCCUCGGC
This is a messenger RNA of Corticium candelabrum, 2447 nucleotides long. RefSeq names its product beta-galactosidase-like. The transcript is spliced from 18 exons. Gene Ontology annotation, cellular component: vacuole. Gene Ontology annotation, molecular function: beta-galactosidase activity. Bases 12 to 2228 code for a protein of 738 amino acids. Gene Ontology annotation, biological process: carbohydrate metabolic process. Lineage: Eukaryota; Metazoa; Porifera; Homoscleromorpha; Homosclerophorida; Plakinidae. The record is from RefSeq and is a predicted model, not a curated record.